This is a messenger RNA of Octopus bimaculoides (California two-spot octopus), 700 nucleotides long. RefSeq names its product protein chibby homolog 1. Lineage: Eukaryota; Metazoa; Mollusca; Cephalopoda; Octopoda; Octopodidae. The record is from RefSeq and is a predicted model, not a curated record.
UGAGACGAAGUGGUGAGAAAGGAUCUUCAGACGUUGGGCCUCACAGAGGGGAUGACUAGGGACCAGGAGAUGCGAUGAUUUGCUAAGACUCAUCUUGAGAAGACACAUCAGAACCAAGAUGCCAUUAUUUGGAAAUAAAUUUUCUCCCAAGAAGAUUCCUAAUCGAAGAAGCCAGUCUUUAAGCAAUCUAAGCUUGGAUUCAUCUCAAGCAAAAGAGGAAUUUGGGAUUGAAUGUGGACCGGCCAGAAUAAACUUGGGGGGAAGCGAAAUGACUUUUGAAGACGGUCAUUGGAUUCCUGCCAGUGGCUUUGGUGCUGCCAGCCAUCAAGAACUGAUGAUUCUACGUAAGAAAAAUGAGCAACUACUCAAUGAAAACAAUUUUCUGAAGAUAAAAUGUGAAACUUUGUUAGACAUGCUGACUGAAACAACUGUGAACUCUCACCUUCAAAUUCAAGAAAUUACCCAACUAAAGAACAUGGUACGAAGUAAAAACAGAUGACAUGGCUGGACCACAUUGUUGUGUGUGGGUGUCCUCACUUGCUGAAUUUCCUAUUUCUAAACCAGGUGUGUUUGUGUGUGUGUCCCUCACUGAAUUUCCUAUUUCUAAACCAGGUGUGUGUGUGUCUGUGUCCCCUCACUGAAUUUCCUAUUUCUAAACCAGUAAUUCUGGGAUUUCAUCGACCCCAGUGCUCAGUUUGUA